Branchiostoma belcheri (Belcher's lancelet) is the source of this 3482-nucleotide messenger RNA. RefSeq names its product sorting nexin-16-like. Gene Ontology annotation, molecular function: phosphatidylinositol binding. Gene Ontology annotation, biological process: protein targeting to lysosome; early endosome to late endosome transport; endosome to lysosome transport. The record is from RefSeq and is a predicted model, not a curated record. Bases 149 to 1663 code for a protein of 504 amino acids. The transcript is spliced from 13 exons. Lineage: Eukaryota; Metazoa; Chordata; Leptocardii; Amphioxiformes; Branchiostomatidae. Gene Ontology annotation, cellular component: extrinsic component of endosome membrane; late endosome; early endosome.
UGACACCUGUUGAUCAGUUUCACUAACAUGGCGGCAGGUGUGUGAACACGGAAGUAAGAAAGGGGGACAUCGCGUCAAACUUUCCUGUAUUAUGCAAGCUUCUAGUAGAGCUGAGGUGUUCUAACAUACUGUCUGAGGUAAUGUGAACAUGACAGACACCGAUAGCGUGAGCAGCUCGCAGCUGUCCGGACCGGGGGAGGGCGGGACAGCGGACCGGGCCGUCAUCACUUUUAGGCGGACUUCGACGCCCAAGAAGCCCGGACCAUGGGCACUUACAGAGAACGAGAGCUCCUCGCUCAACGUCAGCGUGGUUUCCAGCGGCUCAGAGUCGGGAGGGGUCCAUCUGGAGGCUACGAUUGUCGGGAAGGAGUUGUUAGAGGCGCAACAGAGAGUCACGCUGUACAAGGUAGAGGUUCAACAGGGUGACAUGAGGAAAUGGAUUGUUCUGAGGAGAUACAAGGAUUUUCUGCUGCUCAACAAAAAGUUACAGAAAAUGUUCCCUGCCCUGCACUUAAACCUGCCACCAAAAAGAUUCUUCAGAGACAACUUUGAUCCAGUAUUCAUUCAGCAGAGACAGAGAGGACUGAAUGACUUCAUCCGAAACCUCUUGGGUCAGAGGGAGAUGGCUAAAAGUCUCCCAGUUCGCAAGUUCUUCAGACUGGACAACCCUCCUGAGCCUCAUGAAGACCUCGAGGCCAGCCAGCUGUACUGCAGUUCACUUGAGGACACGGUGGUGUCCUUGAAGCAGCAGAACCGUGACCUUGAGGCAGAGGUGGAGGCCAUGAGGGUGGAACUGGCCCACGUUAAGACGGAGGGGGACCACACCCUCCAGGUGUCGUCAUGGCAACAGCAUCACCAGAGGGGGGUGGAUGAACAGAUGAGGGGUCUGCAGCUGCAGCUGUCGCAGGUGCAGGAGAGGGAGCAGCAGGUGGCAGAGGAGCUGCAGAAGCUGCGGAACGAGAUCGAGGCUGAGAGGGCUGCAGCAGCUGCAGCUCAGGAACUGGAGACGCAACGCAGAGACACCAAGCUGAAGCAACAGAUGCUGGAGUUUGAAGCCCAGUACCAGGAGGUGGAUCAGAAGGUCGGCCACCUGCUGGUAGCCUUCAGCGAGCUGCCGAAUGUUGAAGUGACGGUCGGUGGGCGGAGCUUCGAACUGAAGGCACAGGAUGCCAUCCCUGAACAGGCCAAGAACCUGAAACAGAGCUUGGGCGAUGGCAAGCAGCAGAUGCUUAAGAUGCACCGUGAUGCUAUGGAGUCGUACCAGAAGGAAGUUGAAGAUCUGAAAGCAGAUUUGAGCAGAACUGAACACCAGUUAAGGGCUAGGAAUACAGAGGUGGAACAGCUGAAGGCCAACCUGAGCCACCUGCGACUGCGGUACACGGAGGACAUCCAGGGACGUGACGCUCACAUGCAUGAGCUACAGAGACAGGUCACUGACCUCCAACACUACUGUAACAGUGCAGAGGAGAGGUACUUCUACUCCCUGGUAAUUGGUGUAAAGCUGAACAUGUCUGCACAGGGUUACAAAACAACACACAUAAACCAGCUCAAACCACAGACGCUGUAUGAGAGAAUCCGCAGUACGGGGACGAGUGUUGAACACUGGCCGGGCUGGGUCGCUCGAGAGCUGGCCUCACUUGCACAGCCCCUCACCAGGCAGUAGGAUAAAAACACUUUGUCUUGCAAUAGUUUUGGCACUGACUCAUUUACAAAUUGUAAGACAUUUUCCCAUGUGCUAUGAAGUGUUCACCAAUGAUGAUAAGCAAGACUCACAGUAACUUCUCCAUUUCCGGCAGCCAGUGUUACUAAGUGACAAGCAUUAUCUUUUGGAACAAAUGUUACUGUUGAAUUUGUGUCAAUGUCAUCAGAAUGAUUGUUUAUUUUAUCAUCAGUUCAUUGCAUGCUUUAAAUGAAACUCAAUUGAUUUUAAUAGACAGAUGCAAUGUUUUUCUCAAUGGAGUGUGUAUAUAUCUAUAUAGUUACUGUGUAUGAAAAGCAAUGCAGUCCUAUUACGGACUGUAUGGUCCAAUACUGACAUACUUGUCUUAGUACUCGUUAAAGCAAUUUUGUUGACAAGUUAACCUUUCGGAAAAGAAAUUGUCAGUGAAUAUGUCUCUGGACUGUUUGACUCAUAGCAGGCUGCCUGGCAGCAACAAAUUUAACAUGCCACUGAUCUAUUUUGAUAUCAACCACCAGUAUGUUCAACAAAUGAUCUAAGAUAUAUCCAGCCUCAUGGAAACUUGAGGUAUGCUUAGGUUGGAUUUUAUCAAAUUGAUGUUAUCAAACUGUAAAUAUUUUACAGUAUAUCUCAAAUGAUGUAUUCUCCAUACAUGUAUCAUGUACCCAAGGACCUAGAAAGCUGUGAAGUCACUAGGAGGAUAGUCAGUGUUAAGGUAAGUUCAGCACCAAGGACAGGACCAGUAUGACAUCACUAGAGGGAUAGUCAGUUAAAGGUUAAAAUACAUUGUAUGUGAAUAUUCUUUUAGGUGACAGAUCUUUAUUCAAAGAAAUGGAAGUGUAAAUUAUGCCCUUUUUAGUAAGUCUACACCUAUAGGCAAUGCUUCUUCUUGUCGCAAAUUACCUUUGAGCCUUAAGAACAAUUAGCUUGAAUAUAUAAAAGGAAUUCUUUGUACCUAAAGAGGUAUUUUGUACCCAAAAUCUUAUUUUGAUUAAAUAAUUUUCUUGGAAACGUGUCUGUAGUUGAUAUUGAUGUCAAGCAACUGCAUAAAUUCUCUGAAGACUCAGAUGUUCCAGAUAACGUCUGCUAUAUUUUAUCUAUGACCGACUACUGUUUACAAGUAUGAGCUCAUGUGUACUCAUGUAGCAAGCAAUUUUGAUUCAACGUUACUCAUAGCUGCUUUAAUCCAACAUCCAAUCUUUGAUGUAAUUCCAGGUAGCAUGUUACUUGUUAUCUUGAAUUCAUUGUUACACGUUGUUGCAAAAUUCCUUGUACCGUUAUUGUGAAGUUGAAUACCAGAUUGUCAAAAAAUUGCAAGGUCCACAGAGUAGUAAAAUUUGCCAGAAUGCAAACACAAAUAAUGAGACUUGUAAGUGUCAGAAUUUGUUGUAGUACCAUAUUGAAUUCACAUGAACAAUUUUGGGAUUGGCCUUUAAACAAGGUGUUACAUAGACAGCAUAAAUUUCUACUGGAUAGACUAAAGGGGAUUAACAGUAAGGAGGGAUAUGUACCAAGACAAACCUAUCACUUGUAAUAAAUAUAACACGUAUAUAGGUCCUGGACAUUCAACAUUGCUAUGUCAUACCAUCAAAUCACAAUGUCCUUUUAAUGUUUACAAAGUAUUAAUUUAACCAAAUACCCAGUAAUUGAUUAUUGCAAUUUUUCAGACAUGCCAUAUACAUUUUGCAUUUAAUCAGUUUACACAUGCAAUUGGAUCAUAUACAGGUAGAAAAUUUCUCUUUAAGACAUGUUCCUUUUCUACAACUAUAGCCUGUCGCAAGCUAAUAAAGACAAUGCUAGAACA